UGGGAGGGGCCCGACUGUCAGUCACCACGUCACCAAAACUAUAUAAUACCCGCCGUCCAGACGCUGGGGUUUACCAGAGACUUGGGGUUUACUUCGGGGAAUGAAACGACAGUGAAAGUAAACAGAGCUCCGAUAAAAUUAAGUAAACAGUGUUUGUAAGGUGAAAUUAAUUUAGUAACAACCAAGUUACAACAAUGGACGUCACAACAGAGGCGAAGCAGAUUAUGAUACAGGCUCUUGGUAAAAUGUACAGCUCGCGCACACAGCGUGGUGGACUCCGGCUGCACCGGAGCCUGUUGCUGACGCUCGUCAUGAAAUCUGCCAGGGACAUAUACCACUCGUCUCGGCUGGCAAGCGAGAGCAUGCGACAGUCUGACAUAACCAGUGUCAUGGAGAACACAUCACAAACAAAAGAGCAUAUGGACACAACGUUCUCUGCGGUAUCUGAAGUUCCAACUGCUCAGUGCGCGACACAACCUACCGAGGACGGGCAAAGGUCCGGGCACGAGGGUGAUCCACAUCUGCUCAACCCUGCAGGAGUCACGGUGGACAAAGAGAACUGCAGCCCAACCGGACUGGACCGUCACUCUAGAAAGCGACGAAGCAAAACAGCCACAGAGCCUGACUUCCUACCAUGCAAAAAAGCAAAACUGGAGUAUGUGGAGCUCAGAGUAAUUCUUCAGACAUCACAGAAUAGUUCCGCGAACUGUGGUAGAGAGCUGGACUCGUUGUCACUCGUGCCUAUGCCAAGAACAAUUGUCACAUUUUGAAGGGACAGCACUGAGAGAGAAACGUGUGUUGUCGCACGUAGACGUCACAGUGUUCCUGUUGUGGUAAAAGGUCAACAGCACUUGACUUAAAGGGGUCCCAAAUCAGUGGAGCAAUGUCAUGACAGUUGAUUAGGCUAGCCUACUGAUCAAAGAGCGGGCUGUUUUGGAAACUUGUGACUUAUGGUGCGACUAAUGCUCCUCUGAUUCAGUGCAUAACAACAACACGGUUCAAGUACCUACCUACGAGGAGUGUAAAUUAGAAAAUCUUCAUGGACAUUAAAACUAUUUUUUUAUUUAAUUUAUUUAUUUACCAAUUAUGCAUUGUUGUUUUUACUGUGGUUGGUCCGAAUAGACAUGAUAUAUUAAGAUACAAAAAGCAGACAGUAUUUGAUAUGAAUUUAUCUACCUCACUUUGUACAAUAAAAGAUUC
Xyrauchen texanus (razorback sucker) is the source of this 1200-nucleotide messenger RNA. Its product is annotated as immediate early response gene 2 protein-like. The record is from RefSeq and is a predicted model, not a curated record. The transcript has a single exon. Lineage: Eukaryota; Metazoa; Chordata; Actinopteri; Cypriniformes; Catostomidae. Bases 195 to 770 code for a protein of 191 amino acids.